AUGAAUUCUAGCGAAUCAGAAGACCAAGACGUGAAUAUUGAAGAAGAAGAAUUGAGCAAACCCAUCAUUCUUGCCUAAGCAACUAAAGGAAUGGAAAUUUAAGUACUUUAUAAUACCAUUAUGAAAAACAGGAACAUUCAGAUCCAUUCAAUGGCACCUUUGUAUUUUUUGAUGAAGAUCACACAUUAGGAAACUCCUUGCGUUAUAUUUUAGCAAAUUAACCAAAUGUUGAAUUUUGCGGUUAUAGUUUACCUCAUCCAAGUGAAAAUAAGAUGAAUAUGCGCUUAUAAACUGUAAAUGAAACCAAAGAGAAAAUAAUGAAUGACGGAUUGAAAUGCUUAUCAUAAAUUUGCGAUAUUAUCGAAGAUAAAUUCAAAAAGGCCUUAGAAAACAAAUGA
Paramecium octaurelia is the source of this 398-nucleotide messenger RNA. The record is from the annotation of a GenBank genome assembly. Lineage: Eukaryota; Ciliophora; Oligohymenophorea; Peniculida; Parameciidae.